CAGUCACCGUAUUGUAUGUCAGUGGAGGGAUAAAGACGGUGUAAGAGAGAAUAAAGGCACCUUUUUUUGUAAGUGCACUCGGAUUAAAAAACAGAUUUUAUAGUUGAGUUGUAUAUAUAGGCCUAGGAGCGUGCUUGAUAGUGCUGCUGUGAACGCGCUUUACAGAGGGAGUGUACUGACGGUAUCACGGCUCCGGAGCACCGCAUCUAUUCUUGUAGUAAAGACUAAGAAAAAAAAGAACUUUCUCUAUAGGAUAUCUAUAGGAUACGAGCUGGAGACGAUGGCCUCAGUGAGUGACCCCCGUCAGCAGAUGCCGGCGCAGAAGGAUGCAGCCGACCAGAACUUUGACUACAUGUUUAAGCUGCUCAUCAUUGGUAACAGCAGUGUGGGGAAGACCAGUUUUCUGUUCCGCUACGCUGAUGAUUCAUUCACCUCGGCAUUCGUCAGCACUGUCGGCAUUGACUUUAAAGUCAAAACUGUGUACCACAAUGAGAAACGCAUUAAACUACAGAUCUGGGACACUGCAGGUCAGGAAAGGUAUCGAACCAUCACCACAGCUUACUACAGAGGAGCAAUGGGCUUCUUGCUUAUGUACGACAUCACCAACCAGGAGUCGUUCUAUGCUGUACAGGACUGGGCAACUCAGAUUAAGACUUACUCAUGGGACAAUGCUCAGGUAAUUCUGGUGGGUAAUAAAUGUGACUUGGAGGAUGACAGACUGGUGGCCACAGAAGAUGGACAGAGACUAGCUAAUGAGUUGGGCUUCCAGUUUUUUGAGGCGAGCGCUAAAGACAACAUUAAUGUGAAGCAGGUCUUUGACCGGCUAGUUGAUGUCAUCUGUGACAAAAUGAACGAGAGCAUGGAUGGACAACCCAGCCCAAUGGCUAAUCACAAUGGACCCAACCUACAAGAAGCGCCUCCUGCCGGCCAGAGUGGCUGCUCAUGUUAAUAAUCUCUCUCUCUCUCUCUCUCUCUCUCUCUCUCUCUCUCUCUCUCUCUCUCUCUCUCUCUCACACUCUCUCUCUAUCGCUUUCUCAUACACACACACACACACAAAAACUGUUUCACAAAUACUGUAUCACAUUCGUCAGCAGUUUUAUUCUGCCCUGCCACAGAUUCUAUUUUCUUUCACUGAAUGAGGAAUGGAAGAUCAUUGACAUUUUCAUAUUCAUCAAACCCUAUGCAUGGGGGUAUAGUAACAAAACAGAUGUUUCCCUAUCCUUAUAUUUUAAACAGUUAAACUGAAUUUUCAUUUUGUCUCUGUUUUAUCUAAAUUUGUCAGUUUGGUCAGAAUAAAGCAAGACUAUUUAAUAAGCACCAUGUGGUCCAAAUUCAAAAUGUAUGUAAAUUUUGAUUGCUCUUUAAUUGAUUAAAUACUUAAACAUAGUACAUGUCAGGUAAAUCCAUCCAAUGAACAUAUUUGAGUCACAUGAUCAUUCACAAAAUCCAAAUAUUGAUAAUCAAAUAGAAUAAUAAAAAAAAUAUUGGUUAAUCAUACACCUGACUAUUAUCCUACAAAAUCCCCGAUUUUGUGCAAGUGUAACUAACUAGAAUAAUUAAUGCUGCUUUGAAGGCAAGGGGUGGUCACACCAAAUUUUGAUUUGGACUACUCUUUUAAACAAGGGGUUUCUACUUUACCUCUCACACAACUGGUUAAUGUAAAAACACUAAACUUUUUAUUUUAUUAGGGAAACCUUUCCAUUUCUCAUGUUAAACAUAUUUUACAUCGUAGCUGCAAAGGAAAUAAUUCAUAUGUGCAUAAUUACCUAACCGCUGAGAGACAGAAGGUAUUGAGUAGAUGUAAAUACAUUUAACUGACGAUCAAUAAAAAGACAUUAGUCAUUAUCACCACUGAGUUUAGGAAUGACAUUUAGGUAUAGGGUGCUCAGGUGGUGCAGUGGUAAAUCACACUAACCCACUACUGGGGUUUAAAUCAGCCAGUCUGGCGUUUACACAGACAUUAUUGGCUAUGUCUGGGGGAAACGUUUUUUUAUUUUUUUUAUUAAUUUAUUAUAUUAAUCAUGCAGAUUUCAUUAUUGCUGCUGUUCUGUCAGUAUCUUAGUGUACCCCUGCAGCCUUCCGUUCUUUGAAAAGAAAAUAAACUGAUGUUAAAACUCA
Trichomycterus rosablanca is the source of this 2118-nucleotide messenger RNA. It is a transcript of the gene rab3da, whose product is annotated as RAB3D, member RAS oncogene family, a. Gene Ontology annotation, biological process: protein localization to plasma membrane; protein secretion; regulation of exocytosis. Lineage: Eukaryota; Metazoa; Chordata; Actinopteri; Siluriformes; Trichomycteridae. Gene Ontology annotation, molecular function: myosin V binding; GTP binding; GTPase activity. The transcript is spliced from 5 exons. Bases 281 to 949 code for a protein of 222 amino acids. Gene Ontology annotation, cellular component: endosome; synaptic vesicle; plasma membrane. The record is from RefSeq and is a predicted model, not a curated record.